This is a messenger RNA of Micromonas pusilla CCMP1545, 1827 nucleotides long. RefSeq lists its product as uncharacterized. Lineage: Eukaryota; Viridiplantae; Chlorophyta; Mamiellophyceae; Mamiellales; Mamiellaceae. The coding region runs from base 1 to 1827 and encodes 608 amino acids. The record is from RefSeq and is a predicted model, not a curated record. The transcript is spliced from 3 exons.
AUGGCGCCGCCGAGGACCGGCGCGCCGCCGCCGCAUCCGCGGCUCACGCGCGUGUCGCGAUGGGACUCGAUCUACGCGACGUCCCCGUGGGACGCGUUCGUCGUCGCGUUCUUAGGAUACACGUGCUUCGUCCUGCCCUUCUUCCUCGUCGUCCUCGCGCUUCUGCUCUUCUUUCCCGCGUGGCUCGCGCUGGAGUGCGGGUGGUACGCCCAUCGCGCGGCGCUGAGACGGCGACACGAGGCGUUCACGGACCCGCCGCCGUUCGAGUACCGGAAAGAGCACAUGCGGCGGUUCUUGCGUCUGAAGGAGGACGUCGUCCCGUGUUUCAUCGCGUUCACGCGCGCGUGGUUCCGCGACGCGCCCGCCGCGCUCGUGAAGCGAGAGAACGUGAGAGACUUUUUCCGGUACGCCUUCUACGGCGUCUACAUGAAACGAGCGUCCGACGCGGAAGAAGCCGAGCUCGACGCUUGGCUGGACGACGUGGAGAAACACUGGGACAUCACGCUGCCGCCGGGGCGCACGGAAGGGCUGACGUUCAUGGCGCACAUGCGAGACGGUCUGCGAACGACGCAUCAGCCGCUGUUCACGGUGUUUUACUCGCACGCCGCGGGGACGCUCGGCGGCGUGAUAUUGCGGCUGUGGGGGUUCCGGCAUCACGGCUGCGGGGACACGGGGGUGACGUACUGGAUACGCGAUAAGAGUAGCAGCGGUCGAAAGAAGAAGAAGAAAAAGACGACGACGACGACGACGACGACGACGACGAAGAGAGGCACCGGCGGCGGUCGGAGAAGCGCGAGCGGCGGCGUCGACGUCGACGACGCGCCGGACGCCGACGACGCGCGCUGCGAACGCUGCGGCGGCGAUCCGCUCGGUCGGCGGUGCUUCGCCGGGUGCCGCGACCGCGCGGACGGAUCGCCCACGCCCGUCGUCAUGCUCCACGGCCUCGGGAUCGGUCUGUCUCCGUAUCUGUGGACGGUGGCGAGCAUCCUCCGCGCGACGCCGACGCGGCCGGUGGUCCUCGUGUGUCUCCCGGAGAUCAGGCGCGUUCGGUCCCUCGCGUUCAAUCCCGACACACCGCGAUGCCUUUCAACUCCAACUGAUGACGCCUUUGAACUCCACCCCGACUUCGCUUCGUACGGACCCUCGACCCUCAGCCUCCGGCACAUCGUCACCGUGCGCACGCCGGACGCGUUCGUCAACGCGAUCGAGAGCGCGUGCGUGCGACACGACCUCCGUCGCCCGUGUCUCAUGGGCCACUCGUUCGGGACGUUCGUCGUCGCGCGCGCGUGUCAGCGGUCUGUCGUCGCGAGCACGAUGCUCGUCGACCCGGUGGCGUGCUGUCUCAUGCUGACGCGAGUGAUUCACAGCGUCUUGUUCGCGAUCGAGGACGUAUGGCGGGAGCUCACGGGCCGCGAGUCCGCGGGGCUGGCGCGCGUGUCCGAGGCGGCGCGCGAGGCGUCGGGCGUGAGGUCCGCGAAGCCGCCGAGGGUGACGUGGCGGCGGCGCGUCGAGUUGGUCGCGUCGCUCGCCGCGUUGUGCGUGCGGGACGUCGUCAUCGUGAGAGAGCUCUCGUGCGCGGUGGCGCUGAGUCGGACGUUUUGGUGGUGGCAAGUCGUGUUACACGCGGAGGACACGCCGCGAGACUCGCUGUGCGUGCUGCAGUCGCACGACUCGAUAUUAGACGCGGGCGCGGUGGCGAAGCACGUGCUGAACAGGGACGCGAGCGACGUGUUGUGGUUGGACGGGUUCAGGCACGGGGAGUUACUCGGGCCGACGGGCUUCGUCGCGCGAACGCGCAUGGCGGAGUUUCUGAAGCGUUUGGACUGA